Messenger RNA from Musca vetustissima, 3120 nucleotides. RefSeq lists its product as uncharacterized. The record is from RefSeq and is a predicted model, not a curated record. Lineage: Eukaryota; Metazoa; Arthropoda; Insecta; Diptera; Muscidae. The transcript is spliced from 4 exons. Bases 1 to 3120 code for a protein of 1039 amino acids.
AUGUCUGUUAAGGGCCUACGAUUGGCCAUUAUAUUAAUUAUUGUGUCUAUUUUAAAUAACGAAGUUUGUUUCGCCCAAUUCUUCCAACAACGUCAACCCAUACGUAAUGUACCCAGGACGGGUUCAGUUUCUCUCGCCAGCAGCCAAGCAUAUGAACGUGAAGUAGACUUGGGUAGAGUGGAACUUUCUCGUGGAGUGGCCAACUCUCGCACUGUGACCAAAGCGAAUGGAGGCUUUGCCAAUGGUGGUGUCACAUCGGUCUCAAAGAGUAAUGCCGUUUCUCGAGAAAUUGAAUUGGGAAAUCUAAAUAUCGGCAGUACCGUUACCCGCACCAAGACCAACACAAAUGGCGCUGUAUCCCAAGCAGUAUCGCGUGACUUGAAUGUGGGCGGACUAAGUCUUGGUACAACGGUGUCACGGGGUAACCCUACAUUCGGCUUGCAACGGACCUCGGAUGGCGGUUUGGAAUUCGGUUUGGGAGCUUUGAGUUUUGAUAUUUCCCGUAAUAACCAAGCGAACAGCAACGCCUUAACCCAAGCACAGGCACAAGCUCAAGGUGUCGGUGCCCGCGCUAAGGCCAAUAGCAAUUCGAAAACAAACACUCAACAAUAUGGACGUGCCGAAGUGACGAACACCUUCUCUAAAUCGAAUGCUAUAAGUCGUACACGACAGGGACAAACAUCUGCUACUACCGGUGGUAUAGCAGGUGGAGCUGCCACCAAUGGCGCCACAUUCGGCCAAGGAAUUCGCAGAGUUAGACAACCAGUGGCCAGCAGACCUGUCUCGAACUUUCCCUUCCGCCCUGUAGUUCAACCUUUCCGAUCAGUUAGACCUAAACGUAGGGCACAGUAUAUACCAUUCGUCUUUCCCGGCCAACGUUGGGGAAACAACAGAUAUCCCGUAUUUGGUGGCCAACCCCAAAAACAAAACGCCAAUGCUCAAGGUUUGGCCAACAACAUGAACGGAUUUUUCAAUCAACAAGCUGGUGCCAAUACUCACUCCAAUCAAGAGUUCAAUGCCAACGGAUUUACACAGGACAAUGGUGCCUCUAGUAUUGGUUCUAAUUUGUCUAAAGACGGAACCAGCGGCCAGGUAGCUUCUUCCAAUGUUGCUCAAAUGAAUUCGUUGAAUCAAGGCGGCUUCCAAAGUAGCAACAAUGCACAAAGUCAAUCGUUGAAUUUUGAUCGUAACCAGCAACAGGCAAAUUCUGCCAAUGCCGGCACCAAUCAAAUUAUCACCGCCAAUGGUCAACGCAACGAGGCCCAAAGUGGUUCCCAAUCAACAAAUAACAAUCAAUUCGGUUCAUCCAGUAAUAUUGCCAACACCAACACGGCCGUCUUUGAAAAUGGUAACUCUAAGGGUUCCUCAGCCGAUUCCAGUAGCCAGUCCAUAUUCCAAGGUAACAAUGGUCAAAAUUCUGCUGCUAAUACCCAAUCGAAUGUAGUCACUAAGCAGAAUGCUGACGGAUCGAUCACGAAUUCCGCCACUAGCAAUGCCUCUGCUGUUAGCCAAGGUGGUAAGGGUGCCAAUGCUGUGGCUUCGGCCAAUUCAAGUUCGGGUUCUGGUUUGGGUGGCGGAAAUGCCAUUGCCCAAGGUUGGGCCGGUACAAAUGGUGCCAAUGCAAACAGUGGUGCCGUUGGUAAUUUAGGUGGAUCCCAAGGUUUUGGCAAUGCCUUCGGGGGUGGAUUUGGUGGCUUCGGAGGUUUUGGAGGUUUUGGAAACUUUGGCGGUUUCAGAGCAACACAUAUUGGCCCACUAACAAAUUCAUUAACCUCCCAUCAAAGACGAAACAAUAAAACUAUUUUGAUAGCUCAUACAUCACCGCAUAUUCGGUCGACAGCGGAAAAUAAUUUACCACAAAAUUACAGCAUAAAACCGGCACACAAUUUGCAACAUCCGGCCAUCGAUGGAAAUUCCACUGUUGAACUUUUCGAUGUAAUUGAUGAAAAUGAGAAAAGCGGACGUACCUUUGGUUUUAUUGGCGACAUAAUUGAUAGCUUUACACCGCGCUGUGUAAGGCCAUGUACCCUGGAUGCUUACAGACGAAAUAUUUGUUGUGAAACUGUUGUAAUUAUUCCACCACCGCCAUCGAAUGUGUGCUGCCAGCCACAGCUUCCGAUUUAUCCGCCUAUUCGACCAAUACCCACACCGACGACAACACCACCUCAAUCGUAUACCACACAGACCCCGCUUGUACUUGUGCCACCACCCACUCGACCUGUUGUAGUACUGCCACCACCUUCAUUGGCAUAUCCGCCAGUGCAAACUCCAUGUUGUGCCACUUGCACGACUUAUGGUUACUAUGGGCCUCCGCCAUGCACACGUUACACAUUACCACGGAAUGGACCAAGUCCUUUUAAGAAAUCAUCGCAGCUUCAACAAAGUGCCCUCGAAGACAAAAACAACGUGCGAACAAACACAACUCGCUCUGAAACAAAAUCCCUGGUGAAGACCGAAGUAACCGUCAUCCAAAAUAGCACCACAACAAUCGACAAUAAAAAUUCAACUGUUGAAAUUUUCAAUAAAAUUGAUGAGAAGCAGCGAAAUGGACGCACAUUCGAUUUAAUUACAAGUUUUAUGGACAGCCUCACGCCUCGAUGUGUUUAUCCCUGUACACAAGAGGCAUAUGACAGGAAUCGUUGCUGUGAAACGGUGGUAUUGCCACCACAACAGCCGCCGAAUGUAUGCUGCCAAUCACAGCCUCCAUUAUCACCUAUGCCUCAGCCGCCUAUACCGCCUCCAGUAGUUCCGCCACAGCCACAAUUACCAUAUCCUACACCAUUUCCCCAACAACCGCAACCAAUUCCACCACCGUUUCGACCACCAUAUCGUCCAUAUCCGUAUCCUCAAGUGCCACAGCCUCAACCCAUGCCGCCGUAUCGUCCGCCGCCCGCCUUUCCCCAACAAAUGGCGCCAAGAUCGCCGUCACCACAGCAACGCCCAACAAUUGUAGUGGCUCCCGCACCAACACCCAAUUAUCCUUUCUUACAGUGUUGUACAUCAUGUCCACCGUCCACAUCAGCAUAUGGUGGUUACUAUGGACCUCCGCCCUGUCAACGAAACCCAACACCAGUAACUGUGUAUGGGCGAGCAACAGUGUAUUUACCGUCAGUGGGCUAA